Molecule: messenger RNA, 1525 nt
Organism: Pleuronectes platessa (European plaice)
Lineage: Eukaryota; Metazoa; Chordata; Actinopteri; Pleuronectiformes; Pleuronectidae
Gene: rrp36
Product: ribosomal RNA processing 36
Exons: 8
Coding region: 245-1210 (321 amino acids)
Biological process (GO): maturation of SSU-rRNA from tricistronic rRNA transcript (SSU-rRNA, 5.8S rRNA, LSU-rRNA)
Cellular component (GO): 90S preribosome; nucleolus
Source: RefSeq, a predicted model, not a curated record
CGUCAUAUCCUGGUUUCAACUCAAAACCUCGAAAAAUCCAUUGACACUUUUAUUUUGAAACCGGAAGUGGUGAUUGACGCCACUGCGGUGACACGUGUGUAAUGGCUGCGCACAAACAGGACGUUUAACAGCUGCAUCUUAAACUCAGAGACAAAGGAAGUUGACAUCACUCGUCAUCACCUGGGUGGGCGGAGUCUACCUGUACGUGACCCUUUGUCUUCCCACAGCUGAGACACAGAACAAGAUGGAGGGAAAGCAGCCGCGGUGGGAGGAGCCAGCGGACUCAAAGCAGACGAGGAAGAUGAGGAGCGGUGAUGAUGAUAGUUCUGAUGAGGAGAAGAACUUCACUCUGCUCUCUGAGAGACGAGGAAGAGGAGAGACUGAGGAAGAACAGAGACACAACAGAGGAGAGGACGAGGAGGAAGUCAGUGAUGAGGGGACAGAAGAAGAGGAGGAGUCUGACGGAGGUGAUGAAGAUGAGGAGGAUGAUGAUGAUGAAGAAGAAGCAGAAGCAGAUGAUGUUGGUGGCAGUAAAAUCCAGACAAGAGAGGAUAUUAAAAAAGAAUUGUCCCACAUGUCCUUUGAAGACGUCAUGAAGCUGCAGAACAAAGUCGGGACCAAAGUUUACAACGAGGUCACUUGUGGAAACAGAGAGAAACCGAAGAGCGGCGAGAAGAGACGACUGAACAAGAACAGACCAAUGGAGAUUUCAGCCAAGAGGCCGGCGCCGUUUCUCCGUCAGGUCGUGGCCGUCAGGAAACCGACGCUGAGAGAUCCUCGAUUUGACGACUUGUCGGGAGAAUACAAGCCGGAGAUCUUUGAGAAGACGUACAAGUUCAUCGACAACAUCAAAGAGAGAGAGAAAGAGGUCGUCCAGAAGCAGCUGAAGAGGAAGAAGAUGAGUGAAGAGAAGAAGGAGAAACUUCAGUUCCUCCUGAAGAGGAUGGAGAACCAGGAGCGGGCGAGGAAGAGCAGAGAGCAGCAGAGAGAGAGAGAGCUGCAGUUCAAGAGGCAGCAGAGAGAGCGAGCCAAUCAGGGCGCUCAACCCUUCUUCCUUAAGAACUCGGAGAAGAAGAAGCUGCAGCUGGCGGAGAAGUACCAGGAGCUGAAGAAGACUGGGAAACUGCAGAACUUCCUGAGUAAGAAGAGGAAGAGGAACGCGGGGAAGGAUCGCAGGAAGCUGCCGCCGCAGAACGCCAAGUCCUCGUGAAAGGGUUCGGGUUAAAGCCUGUCGGCUGCAGCCUGUAAUGACUCGUCUCUGCCUGCAGGGGCAGCUGCAGUUUCAACAACUGUGGUUUCAACAAACUUUAGUUUGACAAAAUAAUUUCAGCUGUUUUCAGGCAUGAAGAGUUUUUCACAGAUGAAGAAGAAGCAGUGUGGGAACUCUGCUCCCGCCGGGUUCACACAAAGAUCUGAAAAUGUAUUCAAUGUAUACAAAAGACGUUUUGUCCUUUUGUUAUAAGAAGUGACUUGAAUGAAUUGUGUAGUUUCUGUAUUUUAUUUCAAUAAAAGCACCUACAAUAUA